Molecule: messenger RNA, 1072 nt
Organism: Periconia digitata
Lineage: Eukaryota; Fungi; Ascomycota; Dothideomycetes; Pleosporales; Periconiaceae
Source: the annotation of a GenBank genome assembly
UUUAGUCCUUCAAACCCAUCAUUCUAGGCCAAGGAUCUUCAAAAUGCUCAAAACACUUUCACUUCUAUUGCUAUCACUAGCUACGUAUGCCUCGGCAUCGCCAGUGAAAGUACAAGCAAACUGUACCACGCCUACCGUUCGGCGCUCAUGGCACGACAUGGCAGAAGCUGACAAGAAGGCGUAUUUGGAAGCAGAACUAUGUAUUCUCAAAGCACCCGCAAAGACAAGCAAGAUGCCUGGCGCGAAAACCAGGUGGGAUGAGUUCGCUUCUCUACAUCAACUUCACGCGUUGCAGAUCCACAGCACUGGCCAGUUUCUUCCUUACCAUCGCUACUUCCUACAUAUUCACGAGGCUCUGCUGGCCGAGUGCGGUUAUACAGGCGCACACCCCUACUGGGAUGAACCUCGUGAUGCGGGCAAAUUCCCUCAAUCACCGGUCUUCGACACGAAGCUUGGAUUUGGCGGCUCAGGAUCCGGUACUCAAUCCUGCGUGCAAGAUGGCCCAUUCAAGAACCUGACUGUCAACAUCGGGCCUGGAUUCACUACUCAACCGCGCUGCGUGAACCGCAAAAUCACAAACGCGCUUAGUAGCUUGACGAACAAGGCCGCGGUCGACAAGGCAAUAGCGCCCACGACUUACGAUGAGGCUUGGAUCACGAUCUACAAUGGACCUCAUCUUGGUGGGCACAUGGCACUUGCUAUGAUGAAUGGUGACUCCAUCACCUCCGCCGGUGACCCGCUGUUUAUGCUACACCACGGAUUCGUUGACAAGAUGUGGUGGGAUUGGCAGAUGAAAGAUCCCUCCAAGCGAUUCACUGAGAUGGGCGGACCCAAUGCUCAGGAUCCAUCGACUGGAUUUCUAGAGUUUCCUGGUGGUAUUGAGCAGGAGUCGUCCAUGUGGGGUAAGCCGACUGCUGCCAUGUUGGCUGUUACUCCAGACCCGCGUAGUGGUGACUCGGGGAAUGUUGUCACGUUGUCUCAUAUUAUGACUUCGCUUGGUAUUAUACCGGAUGCUACUGUUGGAGAUGUGAUGGAUCCUGCAGGAGGAUACCUUUGUUACACCUAUAAAUGA